GUAUUAUCGUAACUUACUUAGUCUUGGCCGUCAAGACAAACUGCUACUCGGAAUCUCGGUCGGUUACCCAUAAUUUUGUGUGAAUGCUUAGUUCGGGUCGGUGGAAGACGAGAUUCCCCGUGCUUUUCACUCGCGCAAGCCGCAGCCAUGACGAGCAUCGAUGAGCUUUUCAAGAAACCCUCAUCCGCAGCUAGUUCAAAGCGCAAGUUUGAUGCCUCGAGAGACCCAAACGAACUAUACAAAGCGGCCAAGCUUGACGCAGACGGAGAUGUCAAGUCGAAAGGAAAGGCGCCUAUGGUAGAAGAAGAGGGCGACGCAGUAGACGACUAUGCGGGUCCAGAGCUACCCCCGGAUUUCGAGGCUGAAGAUGUUCCCGACGACGAGGAAGGCCGCUUUUUCGGCGGUGGUAUGGAGCGCCAGACAGCUCAGGCUAUGCAAUACAUUGACCAACAUGAAGAGGAAGAGGCAGCGCUGGAGAAAUUCGACCUUGCCUGGGUACGACGAUUUGCCCUAAAUUUCGAGAAGAAGAUAUCAAAGAAUGCAGAGCUCCGUGGAAAAUACGAGAACGAUCCUCAAAAGUUCAUGGCUUCGGAGGCAGACCUCGAUACUGAGAUCAAGGGCCUCUCGAUUCUAUCCGAACACCCUGAACUAUUUGAUGAAUUCGCGAAGCUAGGCUGUGUUGGUUCGCUCGUGUCCUUACUAUCUCAUGAAAAUGCCGAUAUCGCGAUUGAUGCUAUCCAAAUUAUCGGGGAGUUGACAGACGAAGACGUGGAGGCUGAGCCGGAGCAAUGGGACACACUUGUUAACGCUAUGCUGGAUGCCGAUCUUGUCGAACUUCUGGCACAGAACUUGUCUAGGCUUGAUGAAGAAUCCGAGGUUGAUAGAGCAGGGGUAUACUACGUUUUGAAUGUCCUCGAGAACCUGGCCUCGCAGGCGUCAAUUGCAGAGAAGAUAGGUCAGGACCAAAAUGUUUUACCUUGGCUUAUAUCUCGCAUCCAAAAGAAAGAGAGACCUGUGAGUCAAAACCAACAAUAUUCGGCCGAAGUUCUAGCCAUUCUACUACAAUCUACGGCCAAGAACCGCAACAGGUUUGUGAGCUUAGAUGGCGUCGAAGUUCUUCUCCAACUGCUCAGUCAAUACCGCAAGCGUGACCCGGAGAAAGAUUCCGACGAGGAGGAAUAUGUCGAAAACUUGUUCGACUGCUUGACCUGCAUCGUUGAUGAGGGACCCGGCAAGGAUAAGUUCUUGCAAAGUGAGGGUAUCGAACUCGCUCAGAUCAUGCUCAAAGAAGGCAAAUUCAGUAAACAAAGGGCUUUACGGGUUCUAGAUCAUGCCUUAGGUGGUGUAGAAGGUGUAAAUGCAUGCGAAAGAUUCGUUGAAGCAGCAUGCUUGAGCACAGUGUUCGGCAUGUUCAAGCGUAAGCAAGACAACCAGGCCGUCGAACACCUAUUGGGCAUUUUUGCUUCCCUCCUGCGGUUGUUACCGGGAGGCUCCGCGCCGCGUAUCCGUACGCUUGCAAAAUUCAUGGAGAAAGACUAUGAGAAGAUCGAGAAACUCGUCAAGCUACGACGGGAUUACGCCUCGAGGGUGUCGCCUGUCGAACAGGCCGUUGAGAAAGAACGGAAAAGCUUUACGCCAGAGGAACAAGAGGUCAUGGCUAGCGAGUGGCUCUCACGGCGAUUUGAUGCUGGGCUAUUCUCACUCCAGCUCAUUGACGUGAUUCUGGCCUGGCUGUUGGCCGAGGACGAUGGGGCCAAGAGAAAGAUUGUAUCCCUUCUUGCGGACCGCGAUGAGGAUUCGUCUUUGAUCAAGGCAACAUUACAAGAGCAAGUAGAGGGUCUUUCGGAGGAUGAUCCGGGGCAGAAGGAUCACAAGGAAAUGCUGGAGACACUUCUUCAGUUCGUAUGAUUGGGAUCAAUCACCGAGAGAUGGGAUCAAUUUUUGUAUAGUUAGCGAAUCAGCCAUAGGAAG
Messenger RNA from Aspergillus homomorphus CBS 101889, 1971 nucleotides. Its product is annotated as beta-catenin-like protein 1. The record is from RefSeq and is a predicted model, not a curated record. The transcript has 10 exons. NCBI's taxonomy places the organism in Eukaryota, Fungi, Ascomycota, Eurotiomycetes, Eurotiales, Aspergillaceae. The coding region runs from base 148 to 1908 and encodes 586 amino acids. Gene Ontology annotation, cellular component: spliceosomal complex.